CCCUGUCUCCCUGCCUUGCCCUGUCUCCCUGCCUUGCCCUGUCUCCCUGCAACACCUCUCCACAUCUAUACCCCUUGUUUUUAAUCCGGAACAACUGUGAUUGCUGUCGGUGUUGUGUGUGACGGGGUGGAUGUGACUGGGCGAUGGUGCCCAGUGCGUGUUUUUUGGAGAGGUUUAUUGAUGAGGCGUUAAACGCAGGAGGACCCUGUCCUUAUUCCCUCUGAAUUGCAUCUGGUCGCCUCCAACUCCUCAGUGAUCCCCACAAGGAAAAGCUCUGAGCACAGAUACACUGUACUGUACAAUGGACUGAGAGUUUCCUGACAAUGGCAUUCGGGAUCAUCGGGACUGUCUUCGCACUUUUUCACAUCGCAUCAGUUUUAGGGUUUGGCGUGGAUCCAGCCUUGGAAAUUGAUGUCUUUUCUGCUCUGCAACUGGACGAUUCGACUGAGGGGAUUGUCCAGGUCCAAGGAUUUGACAAUGGAAGCAAAGCGUUUGUAUUUCAAGAUACUGUCAGAAAAAUAAAAGCUUCUCCAUCUGCAGCGGAACAGGUGUCUCAAAAACUGAAGCACACACACGAGUUUACUGUUCUGGUUACACUGAAGCAGACUCCCUACAAUUCAGGUGUCAUUCUGUCAAUUCAUCACUCUGAUGAUAGGUAUCUGGAGCUGGAGAGCAGUGGCCAUCGGAAUGAAGUACGUUUUCAUUAUCAGUAUUGGUGGCAUCAGUCCCGCACAGAGGUAUUUCCAUAUGCUUUGGCUGAUGGUCAAUGGCAUCGAGUAGCCUUGGCUGUUAGUGCAUCGCAUAUAGUUUUAUACGUGGACUGCAACAAGAUUUACGAACGUGUUAUUGAACGACCUUACAUGGAUAUUCCAACUGGCUCAGCACUUUGGUUAGGACAAAGAAACAAUGUUCAUGGUCUUUUCAAGGGCGUCAUGCAGGACGUGAAGAUUCUUGUGAUGCCACAGGGGUAUAUUACUCAAUGCCCAGAUCUCAAUCGAACCUGUCCAACUUGCAAUGAUUUCCAUGGGCUUGUGCAAAAGAUUAUGGAACUCCAAGAUAUUUUAGCCAAGACAUCAGGAAAGCUCUCUUACGCUGAGGAAAAAAUGAACAAGUUGGACCAGUGUUACUGUGAGAAGAGCUGUAAAGUGAAUGAUGUCGUCUACAGAGAAUCACAGACCUGGACAGAUGGCUGCAGAAGCUGUACAUGCAAGAAUGGGACAGCACAGUGCAAGAAGCUGAUCUGCCCACCUGAGAAUUGUUCUCCGGGUAAUGCUCCCGUCUAUGUGGAUGGGAAAUGUUGCAAGGAAUGCCAGCCUGUAUGUGUCCUUGGCAACAAGCGUUACCAUAAUGGAGAGAGAACAACAGAGUGGAAAGCUUCAGGGGAGUGUUAUCUCUUAGAGUGCAAGGACAAAUCAAUGCAACGUGUUCUGUAUCCAAGUUGCCCUUCUCUGCCUUGUUCAUCAUCAGACCAAAUCUCCCUGACAUACAGCUGCUGCAAGGUUUGCAAAGGCAAUGAUUUUUGCGCUGAGGGCCCCAACUGUGUUGAAAACUCUAAAUGUGUGAAUUUGGAAGCUGGUGCAUUCUGCCAAUGUAACACUGGCUACAUGCCUCUCCGGGAAGACAAAGCCUAUUGCACAGAUAUUGAUGAGUGCGCCCAAAAUAAACAUUACUGCAGAGAGAAUACCAUCUGCAUUAAUAGCCCUGGAAGCUACACCUGUCUCUGCAAAGAUGGUUACAUUAAAAUUGAUGACUACUCCUGUACAGAGCAUGAUGAAUGCCGCACAGGGCUCCACAACUGCGACAAGAAUGCUCUGUGCUUUAAUACUGUAGGAGGGCAUAACUGCAUCUGUAAACCAGGUUACACAGGCAAUGGCACGCUUUGUAAAGCUUUUUGUGAAGAUGGCUGCAGAAACGGAGGCACUUGUAAUACUCCCAAUGUCUGUUCAUGUCCGCAAGGGUUUACAGGACAACUUUGUGAAACAGACAUCGAUGAAUGUGCAGAGGGUUUCGUGCAAUGUGACAGUCGUGCUAAUUGCAUCAACCUUCCUGGAUGGUACCAUUGUGAGUGCAGAGAUGGCUACCACGAUAAUGGACUCUUUGCAGCAAAUGGGGAGACAUGUGAAGACAUCGAUGAAUGUGCGACCAGAAGGCACAGUUGUGCCAAUGACACCAUUUGCUUUAACCUUGAAGGAGGGUAUUACUGCAGAUGUCCCCAUGGAAAAAACUGUACUGACGACUGUGUCUAUGAAGGCAAAAUAAAGCAUAAUGGACAAAUUUGGGUCUUAGAAAAUGACAGGUGUUCUGUCUGCUCAUGUCAGAAAGGCAUGGUGAUGUGUCGUCGAAUGGUCUGUGACUGUGAAAAUCCAACAGUGGACCUGUUCUGUUGCCCUGAAUGUGACCCACGGCUAACCAGUCAAUGCUUGAGUCAAACUGGAGAUGUGAAGUAUGAUAGUGGGAGCACUUGGGUGCAAGAUUGCCAACAGUGCCGCUGUGUGCAAGGAGAGGUUGAUUGCUGGCCUCUACAGUGCCCAGAAGGAAACUGUGAAUUUAGUACAAUCCAUGAAGGUGAAUGCUGUCCACGAUGUGUCACAGAUCCGUGCCAUGCUAACCAAAUCCGCAACGACAUCACCAAGACGUGUGUAGAUGAACUGAAUUUGAUUCGGUUCACCGGAUCGUCAUGGAGAAAGCACGCUACAGAAUGUACCAUCUGCCAGUGCAAGAAUGGUCACACCUGCUGCUCAGUGGACCCACUGUGCCUUUAGCAACGUUAAACAGUAAAGUGUUAGUCACAGCGUUUGUUGUGCAUUUGUAUGGAAUCCCUGUUCAUUCUGCGGGGUAAGAAUCGAUAUUGAUACCGUAACGUAUACACACUCACACUUCAAGAACAAGUUUCCUAUCAGAAAUCAACUUUAUACCAAAUAAGAAUUUAUGUUCAACCAAAACUAACGCUGUACUGCCAGGAGGAUGUCCCAGUAUAGCCAGGACUGUGAGUGCUGGAGCUGAUCCCAUGUGGCCACUUUAUAACCAGAGAAACCAUUUUGAAGCAAGUGUAAACUUGUUUAGAUUGUGUGUGGGACAAAAUGUUUUAACAUCAAGUAGAGAAAGAGGAUAUAUGUACAAGCAUGACUAGAGACCAAGAAUCUCAAAGCAAGGAACGUCAUGUAAUGUAUUUUUCCCUUGUUGUUUGUUUAAGUUGUUGUUUUCCAGUUCCAAUUAUUGCUGACCUGCUUGUCUUAGUGCAAAUAUUUAAAAAGAGUUUAAUUAAACAUUUUUUUCAUUCACA
This is a messenger RNA of Callorhinchus milii (elephant shark), 3283 nucleotides long. RefSeq names its product protein kinase C-binding protein NELL2. Bases 324 to 2762 code for a protein of 812 amino acids. The transcript is spliced from 20 exons. NCBI's taxonomy places the organism in Eukaryota, Metazoa, Chordata, Chondrichthyes, Chimaeriformes, Callorhinchidae. The record is from RefSeq and is a predicted model, not a curated record. Gene Ontology annotation, molecular function: calcium ion binding; protein binding.